Dictyostelium discoideum AX4 is the source of this 1215-nucleotide messenger RNA. RefSeq lists its product as hypothetical. The transcript has a single exon. Lineage: Eukaryota; Evosea; Eumycetozoa; Dictyosteliales; Dictyosteliaceae. The record is from RefSeq and is a predicted model, not a curated record. The coding region runs from base 1 to 1215 and encodes 404 amino acids.
AUGAAAAAGGUUACCAAUGAAGAGAUUAAAACAAUUGAAUCAGCAGUAAAUACAAUUGGUGGAGGUGAAUUAUAUUCAUUUUUUAAAAUUUCAAAUUAUUCAAAUGAAGCAGAAAUAACAAAAGCAUAUAAUGAAUUCAAAAAAAUAAAUAAUAAUGAUACAACAGCAAUGGAUAGUUGUUAUAAAGUUUUAUCAGAUUCAAGAUUAAGAUCAAUUUACGAUUCAAUUUAUUUCAAAGAUUUAAUAAAACAAAAUAAUAAUAUUCAACAACAAUCAAAACAACAACAUCAACAACAUCAAUCAGGAAAUCAAAUUGAUGAAAAUAAUAAAUUAUUAUUAUUAAAAACAUUAUCAAUUCCAUUAUAUACCUUAUCAACAAUUUUAAAUGCAAAUUCUGGAAUUAUUAAUAAUAAUAAUAAUCAAAUUAAUUUAUUAAAUGGUGGAAUAAUUAAUUAUUUAAUUAAAUCUCAUAAAGAAUUAAUUCAAUUAAUUUUUGAAAAAAGUGGAAUAAUUGGAUUUUAUAGAGGAAGUAUUUUCAAGGUAAUUUCAUAUCCAUUCCAAAAAUUAUUUGUUAAUAUUCCAUCAUCAAUUUUAUUGAAUCAAUGUUUUUAUAAAAAUAGUUUUAUUAAACCAUUAAUUUAUAAAACAAUUUCAGAAUUUCCAUCAACUUUAUUAUCAGAUUAUAUGAUUUUAUCAUUUUCGACACCACUAAUUAAUCAAAUUAAAAAUUUAUUUGGAAAUAACAGCAGUGGUGGUGUUGUUGUUAUUGACUCAAUUUCAAUAAAGAAUUUAUUUUAUUCAAUUGGAUCAUCAAUUAUUUUAUUAUCAACAAGAAGAUUAAUUUUAAAUUUAAUUAAAAAAGUUGAAAUUAAAAUAAUUCAAAGUAAAAUUGAAAAUCCAAAUUCUAAAUUAAUAAAAUAUAGUCAAAUAAUUUAUUGUAAUCCAGUAAUUCAAUGUUUGUUAACAACUUUAUUAAUUAAUCCAUUAGAAGUUUUGCGUUUACAAUCAAUGGUAUCAUAUUUAAAUAAUUCUUCAAAUAAUUUAAAAAUUUUAUCACCAAUUCAAAUGGUUAUUGAUUUAAUUAAAAAUCAAAAUUCAAAUUUAUUUGGUUAUUUAUUUAAUGGUGCUCCAACUUUAUACCUUUAUUUAUUAAUUUUAAAUUUAAAAAAAUUAAAUAAUAAUAAUAAUAAUGAUAAUAUUCAUUCAUUAAUAUAA